Teleopsis dalmanni is the source of this 1914-nucleotide messenger RNA. RefSeq lists its product as uncharacterized. The transcript has 6 exons. Gene Ontology annotation, cellular component: nuclear body. The record is from RefSeq and is a predicted model, not a curated record. NCBI's taxonomy places the organism in Eukaryota, Metazoa, Arthropoda, Insecta, Diptera, Diopsidae. Bases 250 to 1143 code for a protein of 297 amino acids. Gene Ontology annotation, biological process: positive regulation of DNA-templated transcription.
AAAUACAAAUGUUCAAAUUCAUUAUUGCUAUUUUUUCUAAAUGUGUCUACAUCAUCAUUAUUAGUUUUUUAGUGGUGUAGUGCGGUUGUGUUCCGUGUGAGCGCAAAGAGCAGAAUUUAAUUAAUUAUCAUUAAAGUAGUAUGGUAUUAUAAUGUGUGAAAACUAAAUCACUUAUCCAAUCGGAUUAGCUUUGCAUUAACACCAAGGUCUUGAGAAAAUUGAUUCGCCAAAAUUGAGACCCCAUGUGAAAUGCCUUAUGAAAAAUUCAAUAAAAAGCGUCGACAAUGGGAGGAUAAUGGAGUUCUAGAAUUAAUUAAAUUAUGGAAAGUUUGCGCGUAUGAGUUACGCACAAUUAAACGCAAUGGCCAUUUAUACGUGGCUAUGGCAAAGCAAUUAACUGGCCUAGGAGUACCAGUGACUGCAUUAGAAGUACAUUUUAAAGUGAAUAAUUUAACUCAACGUUUUAGACAGGAGCAGAAAACUUAUGAAGCAACAGGUAUUAUAAGUACCUGGAAAUUUUAUAGCCAAGUAGAUGAUGUUUUUAAAAGCUUGGCAGCGCAUCAAGGCUACAAAGAUAAACGUAUUAUGACACCAGCAUCAAACCCAACAAACUUACCACCAUCAGCAGAAUCACCAGUUUGGAAAAAUCAAAUGUCUCAACAAGAGUUUAACAAUAGUAAUUCCGAAGGGUUUUACAACAGAUCUGAAUAUGGAAUGCACAGGCAUUUCAUGGAUCACUCUCAACAACCACCGCCCAACACAGGCAAUGAAGUUAAUUUUAUGGCUUCGACUGCCGCUGCAGCCGCCGUGGCUGCUGCAUCAGCACGUUUAACUGAUAAUAUGGAUCAAUUAAACACUGGAAAUGCAGCAAAUGGUGUUGUUCCAAAUUAUAACAAAGUGAAAAAAUCGACCGAUGAUUAUGACAAGUUUGUGGAUAUUGUUAAAAAUAUCGUAGAUAAUCAUAAAAAUACACCAGACAAAAUAGAUACGUUUGGAGAUUUUAUAAAAUCGUAUAUGAAACGUUGGCCGGAGCGUAUGCAAGAUGAAGCCAUCAAUCAUAUAACAAACUAUGUGGUCGUCAAGAAUAUGGAGCACGCCUUCAGUAAUAGCAACAGCGCUGAUGGUGUAAAUAAUAGACAAUAAUAUAAGUUAGAACCUAGAAAUUAAGUUAAGUAAUUGAUAUAUUUUAGCUAAGCACAUUUGUAAGUUUGCAGUACAGUGUAGUUACUUAAUUAUAAUUUUAAUUAAUCUUAGGUUCUAUUACAUGCGGUACUUUAAGUAUAAAUGUGGUAUUUUUUUAAACUGAUAAAUGCCUGACACAACUCGUAAUAUGCAUUAGAUUAGCGUUUUAUAAAUAAUCGCCUAAACUUUUUAUAUAAAUUAAUUUACGUUUAAUAAGUUUUCGUAUUGAUUUUAACGUCUGCGAAAUUUUUACAUUUUUGACUGCUUUUUCUGUCAAGCUAGCAGUGCAGUCUCUCUUCACUGAGAAAUGUAAGCAGUCAAAAGUCACUCAUGUGACAAAGACUAGAAAUCAGUAAUAAUUUACUUUACGAUUUAAUUUAAAAUAAGACGUAUUACGCAGCUUUACACUCAGCUGAGUGUAAAUUUAUCGGUUUAAAUUAAUACCGUUUAUUUAAUUGAAUAUAUUUUUUUUUGUCUGCUCUGGUACUUUAUUGAAGAAGCAUAUAGUUUGUAUUUUUUUUACUUCUAAGACAGCAGCUAUUAAUUUUUAGAUAAAUCGUUAAGCAAAAUGUAAAACGCUACAGAUAAAGUUUAACUUUAAUUUAAAAAUACUCCUUAUUAUUCGAUUUCCUUAAGUUUAGAAGUAGUUUUCUUUACAUAAGUUGGUAAUUAAUUUACUUUAAAAUUUGUUUUAAGAAUUUUAUUAAGUUAAAAUAUACAUUAAAGUAUUUU